AUGACAGCAACCACAGCGACCUGGAGGAGAAUUGCAUCGUCGGAGAUCUUGCGAAGAUCGUCCCAUGUCAUCUCGGCAACGAGCGACUCUGUCUUCGUCUUUGGCGGCGAGCUGCUCCCGCGACAACCUCGUGAUAACCACGUCCAUAUCGUCAAGCUCAACGAACAAAAUGCCCUCUCCUCCAUUCCAUCCAGCGAGUCCAAUUCCCCUACGCCCCGAGUGGGCACCGCAUCCGCCUGGCUUGAUGGUAAGAUUUAUAUCUUCUCCGGCCGCGGCGGAGAGGCCAUGAGUCCGGUCGAAGAGAAUGGCGCGCUAUGGGCAUUCGACUCCGCCGUCUCAGCCUGGUCUGUUCUCUCUCCCUCGAGCGACAGCGCCCCGCAUCCACCAGCUCGUAGCUACCACAGCCUCGCAAGCAACGGUGUCGACCAGAUAUACCUCCACGCCGGCUGUCCCGAGACGGGCAGACUGUCCGAUCUGUGGUCCUUCGACGUGAACGCUCGGGUCUGGACCCAGCUCGCCGAUGCACCUGCCCCACCUCGGGGUGGCACGUCUGUUGCAUUCAGUGAUGGGUUGUUGUACCGGAUGAACGGCUUCGACGGCAAGACGGAGCAGGGUGGAUCAUUGGACGUCUACGAACCUACGACGAAUAAUUGGAGCACCAAGACAUUCGCUCCUGACGGCACUACCGGGCCUACUCCACGGAGCGUCUGCGCGCUGUUGCCGCUUAAGCUCGGUGGGAACGCCACGCUUGUGACGCUGUUCGGCGAGCACGACCCCAGUUCCCUGGGGCAUCAGGGUGCGGGAAAGAUGCUGGGAGAUGUGUGGGCGUAUGACGUUCAGACGGCGGCGUGGAGCGAGGUGGCUGUGACGAAUAGCGAGUCAGAUAGGCCGUUGCCUAGAGGAUGGUUCGCUGCGGAUGUGGUCGGUGGAGAUAAGAUUGUGGUGCAGGGAGGUCUUGGGGAGACAAAUGAGAGAUUGGACGAUCUGUGGAUAUUGAGCUUCUAA
This is a messenger RNA of Endocarpon pusillum Z07020, 1005 nucleotides long. RefSeq lists its product as uncharacterized. The record is from RefSeq and is a predicted model, not a curated record. The transcript has 2 exons. Lineage: Eukaryota; Fungi; Ascomycota; Eurotiomycetes; Verrucariales; Verrucariaceae. The coding region runs from base 1 to 1005 and encodes 334 amino acids. Gene Ontology annotation, molecular function: protein binding.